UCCGCCAGGAAUCAGAAUCGCUCCUUCAUCUGACAACAUGGCGAGUGUUCGUGUAGCCUCCCGACUCCUCUCCAAGAGGGUGCUGUCUAAAACCACAGCAGUCCCUGCCGCUGCAGUGCAGGAGUCCAGACACUUUCACUUCUCCAUCUAUGGCAAGAAGAGUGGUGCCAAAGUAGCAGAUGAUAUCUCCACUCAGUACCCGGUGGUGGAUCAUGAGUUCGAUGCUGUGGUGGUCGGAGCUGGAGGAGCUGGACUCAGGGCAGCUUUUGGUCUGUCCGAGGCCGGCUUCAACACUGCGUGCAUCACCAAGCUCUUCCCCACCAGGUCUCACACCGUCGCUGCACAGGGCGGGAUCAAUGCAGCUCUGGGCAACAUGGAGGAGGAUGACUGGAGGUGGCAUUUCUACGACACAGUGAAGGGAUCUGAUUGGCUGGGAGACCAGGACGCUAUUCACUACAUGACAGAGCAGGCACCUGCAGCCGUGGUGGAGCUGGAGAACUUCGGCAUGCCGUUCAGCCGCACUGAAGAUGGGAAGAUCUACCAGAGGGCAUUUGGAGGUCAGAGUCUCAAAUUUGGAAAAGGAGGCCAGGCCCACCGCUGCUGCUGUGUGGCGGACCGAACGGGACACUCUCUGCUGCACACGCUCUAUGGCCGGUCGCUCCGUUACGACACCAGUUACUUCGUGGAGUACUUUGCCCUGGACCUGCUGAUGGAAAACGGAGAGUGUAAAGGAGUGAUCGCUCUCUGCAUGGAGGACGGAUCCAUUCACCGCUUCAGAGCCCAGAAUACUGUCGUCGCUACUGGGGGUUAUGGAAGAACCUAUUUCAGCUGCACAUCUGCCCACACCAGCACAGGAGAUGGGAAUGCGAUGGUGACCAGAGCCGGCCUGCCCUGCCAGGAUUUGGAGUUCGUACAGUUCCAUCCCACCGGGAUCUACGGCGCCGGCUGCCUGAUCACAGAGGGUUGCCGUGGCGAGGGAGGCAUCCUCAUCAACAGCGAGGGCGAGCGCUUCAUGGAGCGCUACGCACCCAACGCCAAAGACCUGGCCUCCAGAGACGUGGUGUCCCGCUCCAUCACCAUCGAGAUCCGAGAGGGCAGGGGCGUCGGUCCGGAGAAGGACCACGUUCACCUGCAGCUGCACCACCUGCCCCCCCAGCAGCUCGCCACCAGGCUGCCGGGCAUCUCCGAGACGGCCAUGAUCUUUGCCGGAGUCGACGUCACUAAAGAGCCCAUCCCCGUGCUGCCCACCGUCCACUACAACAUGGGGGGAAUACCCACCAACUACAAGGGGCAGGUGAUAACUCACGCCAACGGAAACGACAAGGUGGUCCCCGGACUGUACGCCUGCGGCGAGUCGGCGUGCGCCAGCGUCCACGGCGCCAACCGGCUGGGCGCCAACUCCCUGCUGGACCUGGUGGUGUUCGGCAGGGCCUGCGCCCUCACCAUCGCCGAGGAGCACAGGCCCGGAGAGAAGCUGUCCCCUCUGACGCCCAGUGCAGGUGAGGAGUCCGUUGCCAACCUGGACAAGAUGAGGUACGCCAACGGGAGCCUGAGAACCUCCGAGAUCCGGCUCAACAUGCAGAAGACCAUGCAGGCGCACGCCGCGGUGUUCCGUACCGGCUCCCUUCUGAAGGAGGGCUGCGACAAGAUGGACGCCAUCUACGAGACCUUGGAUGACAUCAAGACCUUUGACAGAGGCAUCGUGUGGAACACGGACCUGGUGGAGACCCUGGAGCUGCAGAACCUGAUGCUGAACGCGGUCCAGACCAUCCACUCCGCGGAGCAGAGGAAGGAGAGCCGCGGCGCCCACGCCCGAGAGGACUUCAAGGACCGCGUCGAUGAGUUCGACUACUCGAAGCCGCUGCAGGGCCAGGAGGAGGUGCCCUACGAGCAGCACUGGAGGAAACACACCAUGUCCUACGUUGACCCCAAGACCGGAAAGGUGACCCUGGAGUACCGCCCGGUUAUCGACCACUCCCUGGACGAGCAGGUCUGCGCCCACGUGCCUCCCGCCAUCCGCUCCUACUGAGAACAUCUCCUCCCCUCUGAACCUUCCACGCAAUUCUUUCAUUUAUAUGCUAUUUAUGAUGAUGAUGAUGAUAUCCGGGACACGCUAUGCUUCUGGUGGCUCGUGAUUCAUUUACGAUGGUUAAAUACAAAACUGUCUCGUCUUCAAACUCCAUCCUCCGUCUCACCUUCCUCGCUCCUCUGUUUGUUGCCUUGGUUUUGAAUCUCAACGUGGAUGUUGUGUAUAUAUUACGAGGGACUCGUCGCACCAGUGGGCGACUUUUUCAGCCUCCGGCUUCGGGGAAGAGAAUAUUUAGGCUUUCUGUGACGACGCCGUACUCGCAUCUUCUGUUGCAUUCUUCAAUUGUAACUUUGAUCUCCUUCUCUAACGUGAAGAGAUUGUGGAAAUGAUGGCGAGUUGAAAAGCUCGAGCCUCAGGGGGGAAGUUUUAAGUCUGUAAAUAUUGCUUUAAUGUACAAUAAACAUAACGAGUUAUACUUGUUGAAGUUCGAGGUACUCCGUCCUCACUCAGUAUGGCCUUCAGUUUUUAUAAUACCAAGUACAUCCUCUAUUUUAUGGGCACACAUAAUCAGCUGAUGGACUUAAUUGACGCUCACUUAUCUCUACUUCUGCACUCCGAAUGAAGCAGCUUAAUGCGUGGAUGCAUUUUGCCAAAAUCUGGUGAUUCAUCUGCUGGUGCAAUGGCCUAUUCAUACACUUGUUGUUGUUGUUGUUAAACACACGACGUUCAGCUCAACGACGCACACACAUGUUUUCUUGGUGGCUGACCCGUGUUCCUCCUGCAGUAAGAGUGGUUCUGCUCCCCGACUCCUCAGGGCUUCAGGAGCCCUCCAGAUAAGGAUGGUUUCCAUUAUCGGUGGAAUUGUAGAUUACAUCGUUCUGUAUUUAACCGCUGAAAGGUUUGACUUCAUUUACUGUAUCACAAAAGGUUUCACUUCCUUUUCCAUUUGUACUUAUUUGUUCAAUAAAGUGUAGAAACGAGA
Pseudoliparis swirei is the source of this 3011-nucleotide messenger RNA. RefSeq names its product succinate dehydrogenase complex, subunit A, flavoprotein (Fp) (gene sdha). Gene Ontology annotation, biological process: mitochondrial electron transport, succinate to ubiquinone; tricarboxylic acid cycle. Lineage: Eukaryota; Metazoa; Chordata; Actinopteri; Perciformes; Liparidae. The record is from RefSeq and is a predicted model, not a curated record. The coding region runs from base 38 to 2029 and encodes 663 amino acids. The transcript is spliced from 15 exons. Gene Ontology annotation, molecular function: succinate dehydrogenase (quinone) activity; electron transfer activity; flavin adenine dinucleotide binding.